Olea europaea var. sylvestris is the source of this 782-nucleotide messenger RNA. RefSeq names its product protein indeterminate-domain 16-like. Lineage: Eukaryota; Viridiplantae; Streptophyta; Magnoliopsida; Lamiales; Oleaceae. The record is from RefSeq and is a predicted model, not a curated record. Gene Ontology annotation, cellular component: nucleus. The transcript is spliced from 2 exons. Gene Ontology annotation, biological process: gravitropism. Bases 55 to 537 code for a protein of 160 amino acids.
AGUCUUCUUCACCACCUUAGCCACUCCAUCCUCGUCCUUUUAUUUCACCAUUCAAUGGAAGAAUCCCAUAAAGAGUUACAACUACUUUCCACCCCACACACUGCACCUUCCUCAUCAGCACGGCCACCGUAUUCUUCCAGGAAAAUCCGAUCAACUGAUCGUUUUCAGGGUCCAUCAACACUAGACCUUCAACUGUCAAUAAGUGUUUCUCCAUUUGAACCACCUUCAGAAAGUGUCCUAAUAAGAAAAGUUAAUCAGAAGUCGAUUUCUAGCCGGGUCGAGGCAUUGAAAUGGCAUGCAGCCGAGCAAAUUCGCUUAGCAGCAAUGGAGGAGGCUUAUGCAGAGCGUUUGAGAGAGCAUACAAGGAAGGAAAUGGAGUUAGCACAGUCUGAAUUUGCACGUGCACGUAGCCUGUGGGAGCGUGCUAGGGAAGAGGUCGAGAGAGCUGAGAAAAUGAAGGAAACGGCCACUCAACGGUUAGAUUCAACAAGCAUGGAAAUCACUUGCCAAUCUUGCAGGCAAAUGUUUCAAUCUUAAAGUGACAUGACAUUCGAGUUUUGGGAACUUGGAUUUGAACCCAUAAGAGGAAGGAGACAACUAAAUUGGUUGGAUUGGAAUUGCAAGUUUCUGUAUGAUGAGUAGUUUGCUGAAUCUUUUAUUUUUUGGAUUGAUUAUAUUAUCAAUUUUUAGACAAAACUCAUGUUAUUACAUGUAGAAGAACGAGAAAAAUGUACUUCAUGGAAGCCUUUUGAGAUUUUAAUUAUUGAAUAUACCUUUGUUUC